This is a messenger RNA of Cornus florida, 809 nucleotides long. RefSeq names its product protein DOG1-like 4. The record is from RefSeq and is a predicted model, not a curated record. Bases 22 to 684 code for a protein of 220 amino acids. Gene Ontology annotation, biological process: DNA-templated transcription. Gene Ontology annotation, molecular function: sequence-specific DNA binding. The transcript has a single exon. NCBI's taxonomy places the organism in Eukaryota, Viridiplantae, Streptophyta, Magnoliopsida, Cornales, Cornaceae.
UCCCUGUUAGUUACAGAUCCAAUGUCUCACCCAACCAUUCAACAUAACUUUGCGGCCUUCUUUGAAAACUGGCUUUUCCAACGCCACUGCUACCUUCAACGACUACUUGAAAACUCAAUCCUUAUUGACAAAGAAGCAAAUACAAGCCUAGUUGAUCAAAUUUUAUGUCACUACAAGAAGUAUUACGAUGAGAGAGCGAAACUAGCAAAUGAGGAUAUUUCUCUCUUCUUUUCUUCAACGUGGUGCUAUUGGGUGGCUGGGUUCAGAGGUUCCUGGGUUUUCCGAAUAGUUUGGGACACAGUGGGACAGCUAUCCGUUGAGCAGCUGUGGAGGAUGGAGAGAGUCAAAGCCGAGACUCAGAGAGGGGAGAUAGAUAUAGAUAAUGCGUCGGCGAGCAUUCAGUACAAUAGGGACGUGAUCUUGGGGUUGUUGAGCCGGGUGAAGAGGCUAGCGGACGGUGAGGAUCAGUCUGCGCGGGAUACAUUGACGGACGGUGAGGUUCAGUCAGAGGAGGAAAUAUUGAUGGACACCAUAGUAUACAAGAUGAAGAACUUGAAGGAGAUGAUGGUGCAGCUGGUUGCAAACACCGAUGCAGUUCGUGAGUGGACGGUGAGGGAAGUGGUGGGGAUCCUAAGUCCAACACAGCGUGUAAGGUUCUUAACAGCUUUUGUGCAGUUUUAUUAAUUUCACCUUAGAAGGUUGAGCUUAUAAGAAGACUAAAGCUAGUAAGUCAGCAUUAAUUUUAUUCUGUGUUUUCUGUUUUUAUUGGAGUUGUUGGUUAUAUAGGCUUGCUUAAUGGUUCAUACUCU